This is a messenger RNA of Phalaenopsis equestris, 4925 nucleotides long. RefSeq names its product nuclear pore complex protein NUP155. Lineage: Eukaryota; Viridiplantae; Streptophyta; Magnoliopsida; Asparagales; Orchidaceae. Gene Ontology annotation, cellular component: nuclear pore inner ring; nuclear pore. The transcript has 13 exons. The record is from RefSeq and is a predicted model, not a curated record. Gene Ontology annotation, biological process: RNA export from nucleus; transcription-dependent tethering of RNA polymerase II gene DNA at nuclear periphery; protein localization to nuclear inner membrane. The coding region runs from base 340 to 4770 and encodes 1476 amino acids. Gene Ontology annotation, molecular function: structural constituent of nuclear pore.
GUGGAGAUGCACCCCCGAAAUCGUUAUUAGGCAUGGUCACGAACUCGUCGCGAGCAACUCAAAGCAACAAGGAGUAGCCGAAGGGAUCACAGAGGAAGCCGCUUUCAGCUGGCGCGUUUUUAAAAAACCUGGGCUAAAUCCUCCGUCCUCCGCACUCGAAACCUUCUCGGCCGUUUCCUCCCCGUCGCGCUCCGCCGCUCCGCCCUCUUCUUGAAGGACAACAGAACCGUAGCUAUUCAGCUAGUCUAGAUCUUUUAUUCUUGAAGCUCCCGGGCUAACCUAAUUGGGGUUUCAAUUUCCUUCGCAUUCUUUGGGUUUAGAUUUUUGUGUAAUCGGGAUAUGGUAUGGGAGGACGAGAUCGUUGGGACCGAUGUUGCUUCGGCUGGGCUUCACAUUAGUGAGUGCAUCGGUCGGGAUGCUGCCAGUCAGCUUGACCUGGAGGAGGCACUGGAGGUUUCUCGGUAUUCCAGUCAUCCCUAUUCUUCCCACCCUAAAGAGUGGCCUCCUGUGGCUGAAGUGUUGGAUACAAGAGAGUUGCCCGCGGUGCUGAUUGACAGGUAUAAUGCAGCUGGUGGUGAAGGAACAGCUUUGUGUGGAAUUUUCCCAGAUAUACGCCGAGCUUGGGCUUCAGUUGAUAACUCUUUAUUUCUUUGGCGCUUUGAUAAACGGGAUGGACAGUGUACUGAAUACAGUGGAGAGGAACAAUUGAUUUGUGCUGUUGGUCUUGCUAGGGUGAAACCGGGUAUAUUUAUUGAAGCAAUUCAGUAUAUUGUGGUGGUGGCAACUCCUGUUGAGUUACUUCUUAUUGGAGUGUGCUGUGCUGCUAGUGCUGAUGGUACAGAUCCAUUUUAUGAAAUUUUUCUGCAACCAUUACCUGAGUAUACAAUGCCCUCAGAUGGUGUCACUAUGACAUGUGUUGCCUGCACGGAUAAGGGUCAGAUUUUUGUCUCCGGUCGUGAUGGACAUAUUUAUGAGAUUCAGUACACAACUGGCUCAGGAUGGCGCAAGCCUUGUCAUAAGAUCUGCCUGACAAGUGGUUUUGGUACUGUUGUUUCAAGAUGGAUUUUACCAAAUGUUCUUAAGUUUGGAGCCGUGGACCCAAUUGUAGACAUGGUUAUUGACAACGAAAGACAUGUUAUUUAUGCACGGACAGAGGCCAUGAAACUACAGGUCUUUGAUUUGGGAGUAGGUGGUAGUGGCCCCCUUAAAAGAGUUGCUGAAGAGAGAAAUUUAAUUGAUCCACGGGAUUCACAGCAUAGAGGUAGGCGGCCUGGAUCAAUAUCAAUUUCUCAGGCUGCUAAGCCAUCAAUAGUUUCUAUUGCACCUUUGUCCACUGUGGAAUCAAAAUGGUUGCAUAUGGUAGCGGUUCUAUCGGAUGGGAGAAGGCUAUACAUUUCUACUUCACCUUCCAGUGUUAGUAAUGCUUCUGCUAGUUUAACAAGUCUUGGUAAUGCUGUUCAGCGACCAUCAUGCUUAAAGGUUUUAGCAACAAGGCCUUCACCACCCUUAGGAGUUGGUGGCGGGCUUACCUUUGGAGCUAUAUCUGCUGCCAAUAGAACCCAAACUGAGGAUAUGGCCUUGAAGGUUGAAACAGCUUUUUAUUCAGCAGGCAUGCUUGUUUUUUCAGAUUCUUCAACUCCAGCUGUAUCUUCUCUUCUGAUUGUGAAUCGUGAUCCCACUACUCAUUUAUCUCACCCUAGUAACUUUGGAAUUUCUUCAAGAAGUCCUCGUGCAUUGCGUGAGCUAGUUUCUUCCUUCCCUGUGGAGGGUCGAAUGCUGUGUGUUGCUGAUGUUUUGCCUCUGCCAGAUACUGCAGCUACUGUGCAUUCAUUGUACUCUGACUUGGAUGAGUUUGGUGGAUUAAUGGAAUCACGUGAAAAGGCUUCUGCUAGACUGUGGGCUAGAGGAGACCUUCCAACCCAACACAUUCUACCAAGGAGAAAAAUCAUUGUUUUUAGCACCAUGGGUUUGAUGGAGAUUGUUUUUAACAGGCCUGUGGAUAUUUUGAGAUUACUUUUCGAGUCUAAUGCGCCAAGAUUGCAAAUAGAAGAGUUUUUCAAUAGGUUUGGUGCUGGAGAGGCUGCUGCAAUGUGUUUGAUGUUGGCAGCGAAGCUAAUUUCCGAUGAAGAAACUAUAAUAAGCAAUUCUGUUGCUGAGAGGGCAGCUGAAACAUUUGAAGAUCCUGCCAUUGUUGGCAUGCCACAGCUUGAAAGUAUUGCUGCGAUGUCAAGUGUCAGGGCCCCAACUGGAGGCUUUAGCAUGGGACAGGUGGUACCGGAGGCAGAGCCUCUUUUUUCUGGUGCUCAUGAAGGUCUUUGUUUAUGUGCAUCCAGGCUGCUCUUUCCAGUGUGGGAACUACCUGUUUUGAUUGUUCAACGAGAGAAUGGAUCUGAUAGGCUGUUUGAAGAUGGGGCCAUUUGUUGCAGACUCCCUAGUAGUGCAAUGCAGGUUUUAGAAAGCAAGAUUCGCUCACUGGAACAAUUCAUACGGUCCAGACGAAAUAAAAGAAGGGGACUGUAUGGUUCUGUUGCUGGUAGAGGUGAUUUUUCUGGUUCAAUUCUAUAUUCAACUAGUCAAAAUGAAGGGAGGAACCUUUUUGGUUUAUCCUCUGUUGGUACUGGUUCCGGAGAUGCUGCUUCAAAUAAAAGGCAGAGACUUCUUUAUACUAGUGCUGAGCUGGCUGCAAUGGAGGUGAGGGCGAUGGAAUGUCUUAGAAGACUUCUUCGGAGAUCCAGUGAAGCACUUUUCUUGCUACAAAUUAUCCACCAGCAUCAUGUGGCACGUUUGGUUCACGCUUUUGAUAGCAAUGUUCGUAAAAAAUUAGUUCAUUUGACAUUCAAUCAAUUAGUUUGUUCAGAGGAUGGUGACCAACUCGCCAUGCAACUAAUUUCUGGUUUGAUGGAGUAUUAUACUGGCAAUGAUUACAGUGGUACAGUAGAUGAGAUUAGUGCCAAGCUAAGGGAUGGUUGUCCAAGCUACUUCAACGAAUCUGACUAUAAAUAUUUCCUUGCGGUUGAAUGUCUUGAAAGAGCGGCUAUGACACUCAAAGCUGAUGAGAGAGAGAAUCUUGCAAGAGCUGCUUUUAAUCAUCUAACCAAAGUUCCAGAAUCUGUAGAUCUAAGAGCCGUAUGUAAACGAUUUGAAGACCUAAGAUUUUACGAAGCUGUGGUUCGCUUACCAUUGCAGAAAGCUCAAGCUCUUGAUCCCCAAGGUGAUGCUUUCAAUGUUAAAAUUGAUCCCAACCGGCGUGAUAAUUCACUUGCUCAACGACGACAAUGCUAUGAAAUAGUAAUGAAUUCCCUUCGUUCUCUGAAAGGCGAUGUUGGCAAAGUUUCUGGUUCAGGAACUAUCCUUGAUCAGGCAUCUCGUGACAAAUUUAUUCAGCAGAUCAUUCAGCUUAGUGUUCAGUGGCCUGAUACAGCUUUUCAUGAAUAUCUUUAUCGAACGUUAAUUGAACUGGGCCUUGAAAACGAGUUGCUGGAAUACGGGGGCUCUGAUUUGGUUUCAUUUUUGCAGAGUGCCGGAAGGAAACCGCUGCAAGAGGUUCAAACUGCCGCUGCACUAACACCGAUUUCUGCUACAAAAGACACGGAGAUGCUUAUUCCUUCUAGUCAAACCAAAUAUCUUGACCUUCUUGCAAGAUACUAUGUUAUGAAGCGUCAGCAUUUACUCGCGGCUCAUGUACUCUACAGAUUGGCAGAAAGACAAUGUAAUGAUGCUGCUGAGGCUCCUACAUUGGAUCAGAGGCGGCAGUAUUUGAGCAAUGCAGUUCUGCAGGCUAAAAGUGCAACUAGCAUUAAUGGACUAUCAUCUUCAACCAUGAAUUCCAUGGAUAAUGGUUUGUUGGACUUGCUUGAAGCAAAACUGGCUGUUCUUCGAUUUCAAUUGAGAGUAAAGGAGGAAUUGGAAUCUGUUGCAUUUAAACUAGAAGGACAUCAGGUGACUGAUGAAUCACAUCCAAAUGACCCAUUUCCAGGAAGAAAUCUGGUUUAUGAUGCCAAUACUGCAAAGAAUGCUAGAGAUAAGGCUAAGGAGCUGGAAUUGAAUGUGAAGAGCAUCACCCAGUUAUACAAUGAUUACGCUGUACCCUUUCAACUUUGGGAGUUAUGCCUGGAAAUGCUUAAUUUUGCAAACUAUUCUGGAGAUGCGGACAGUAAAAUUGUUAGAGAAACAUGGGCUAGACUCAUUGAUCAGGCCCUAUCAACAGGUGGCAUUGCUGAAGCAUGUAACGUACUGAAGAGGGUGGGAUCAAACCUUUAUUCCGUGGAUGGAUCCUUCAUACCCUUGGACACAUUAUGCCUUCACCUUGAGAAGGCUGCUCUGGAACGUUUGUCUUCAGGCAUUGAAGUAGUUGGAGACGAAGAAAUUGCAAGAAGUCUUCUUGCUGCCUGUCGGGGCAGACCGGAACUAGUGCUGUCUGUUUAUGAUCAGUUGUUAUCAAAUGGAGCUAUUGUGCCUUUGCAAGCUCUGAGGCUUCGGCUUCUGAAGUCAGUUCUCGUGGUUCUUCGUGAGUGGGUUAUGUUGGUUCUUGCUGAUAAGCUCGGCACUACAACAACUGGAGCUUCCUUUAUGUUUGGCAGAACUUCAGCACUGGAGCAGACAGCAGUAAUGCAAAGAGGAAUCCGGGAUAAAAUAGCUAGUGCUACAAACAGGUAUAUGACUGAAGUGCGGCGGUUGGCUCUGCCGCAAAGCCAGAUCGAGCCAAUUUAUCAAGGCUUCAAAGACCUUGAGGAGAAGCUUUUGUCGCCAUCCUCCUUUCAGCAGUACUAAUCCCUCAGUUCUUGUAAGCUUUCUUUAGGUUCCAUAGUAUUCAUGGCAGAAAUACUUUGAUUUUGUUCUCAUUUAUGUUGUUUCUCUCUACAAUAAGAAUUUUUGGUGUCUGUAGUUGGAUUCAGCUUAUAGUUUAGUGUUCUGAUGGUUACUCA